AUGCGUCUCAGUCGGUUCUCAUUGCUGGCUCUGGGAGCCGCAACAGCUAGCGCUUUUCGCGACACCUCGCCCUUUUUCCUUGCAUCCACUUCCGAGAUCCUCUCCACUCCUGCACAACUAAAAUCCGCAACCGCCCUGCUUGACGAACUCUCCACGAAACUCGGCUCAUGCCCCUCUGACUACUAUGUCAUCGCUUCCCAGCCUGGGGUGCACAGCACCGACUUUGCUACGGCCAAAUCCGCCCCCCGCCUAGGAGCGAAGAUGACAGGCGAGGAUAAGGCGAUUCGAUCCACUAUGAUUGUCAAUGAAGUUGCAGGCGUACUGGAGACGAAGCAGGUCCGAAACAUUCUCGAGACGCAAUGUGGUGCCCAGACGACAGUUAUCGAUGCUUCAUCCGGUUCAUAUUCAACUGAGUUUGGCAACGAGCCUCGGAUCAUCCUCGUCGAAUUCUCUUCGCUUCCUCUCGGUUCUGAGCGAGUGCAACAGUUGUCCGACAAUGACGGGCUCCUUUCUGACAUUGUCGGCCGACUCCCAUCGGAGAAAUAUACCAUCCUCUAUCUUACCACCCCCAGAGAGUUUGAAGAUAGUGAUCCUCCUGUCUACAAGUCUCCGGGCGACCAGUACCAAGAUACUAUCCACAUGGAUCUGAAGCGAGACUAUUCUUCCCACUCCCGUCGUGACGGUACAACGAACAACUCUAUCUUCCAUGAGUACCAGUACUUCACCCCAGGCAUCUUCAUGGGCCUUAUCGCGACUUUCUUUUUCAUUGCCAUCCUGUACGUCGGUCUCAGCGCCCUGAUGAGCCUACAGGUCUCCUACGCAGCCUUUGAGAAGGACACUUCUUCGUCUGUGCAGAAGAAGCAGCAGUAA
Aspergillus mulundensis is the source of this 870-nucleotide messenger RNA. Its product is annotated as Ac45/VOA1 transmembrane domain-containing protein. Gene Ontology annotation, cellular component: endoplasmic reticulum membrane. The transcript is spliced from 5 exons. NCBI's taxonomy places the organism in Eukaryota, Fungi, Ascomycota, Eurotiomycetes, Eurotiales, Aspergillaceae. The record is from RefSeq and is a predicted model, not a curated record. The coding region runs from base 1 to 870 and encodes 289 amino acids. Gene Ontology annotation, biological process: fungal-type cell wall biogenesis; (1->6)-beta-D-glucan biosynthetic process.